ACAUGUGAAACUCGCUAAUAGAGACCACUAGGACUUGAGUCCUAAAAGGCAACGUAUCUUGAACAGUCGCUGUCACAUUUAGUGCGUCGUUUCGUGAUCCCUCCGCCUCCGGUGCAUCAAAUAAGGGUCCACUAACGCGUCGCGCAUGAUGAAGAAGAAGAAGUGCAAUGCCGUAGCCACAAAAUACUCGCGCGCUAACGCGCUGGUAGGCUCGGUACUCAACAAAUACCACAAUGGGUCGGAGCGUGCCGUGGACUCGUUCGUAAUCCGCACACUCAAGGAGGUCGAGCCGAGGCUGUUGGGAAUUCAGUGCUUCCUGGAGCAGGUAGUAAACUCCACUUAGUCGCGAGGGGGAGUUUGGGUUGAAAACUGAAGCUAGUAAUCACGCGUAGGGGCCGGCGGAGAAUAGUCGACGAAUCAAGGAUGAGUCCAAUGUGACACAGCACACACCGUGUGCUUCGAGCAUUUUUGGAAAGUUCACAGUCUGCGGAGGGUUUUUCGGGCCAGGCGCCGUCAUGCGACAAUGGGAUGCAUGCAGCGGAACGGAGGGAGAAUCGGAUGACAGAGAAUCGGCGAUGGUCGAGUAUGUGGCAGUGGUCGAUAAAAUUCUACCAGGUUGGGACGAAGCCAUUCCAGAUCAUCCAGUUGCGAGCACAGAUCGAUUCUGGGAGGACGACGCGGCGGCGAAACACUGUCCGCUGUGCUUUGUUGUCUUCUCCGUGCGUGAACGUCGUCAUCAUUGUCGCUUGUGCUUCUCGAUCUUUUGUGCUGGCUGCUGCAGUCACGUGUUGGACAUCGCACUGUGUCCUGGGGCGCCACUGCGUCCGCAAAGAGUAUGCACACCGUGCUACCAGGCGGAAUACCGAGCUCAACAGCUUCGUGAAGCGAGGAAAAUUAGUCGAGAGAAUCAGGAACUUGAGCGCAGAAUUCGUGCUGUGCUUGCUACAGCCACACAAACACUUGCAGCUAAGCAACAGGAGGCACAGAAGUUGCGUGCAUUAGCAAUUGACGCUGGCUGCGAUGUACAGGCUCUGGAUCAAGCUCUUCAGAAACAACACGGUGGGUCUCCAAUAGGCUCCACAUCAAUGGAGCUACCGAAUCCACCAGCCGCACACCGGUUUGCGCCCGCUGAAACCUCAGUAGAAGCUUCGAAUCAACUAAUAUUGGCACAUCGACAGCUAACCAUGAGCUUCAAGAUGGCCCAGUGUCGUGCACACAAAGUUCUUGACAAAAUGGACGCUACAAUCGCAGCGUUGCAAGGCGCUUUGAACGCUCGAAAAGCGUCUAGCGUUAGUUCUUCAUCGGAUCACUCCGAUGACAACGGAUGGAGAGUGAUGAUUCGACACACGGAUAGCUUCUUGACCCCAACUGAUCGAGAGGCACUUCAAAUUGUAUCCGAGGAGCUCUGCACCCAACUACGUUCUCGAAGUAGCAGUCCAGUUGAUAAUACUUCUUCACCGGAUCCCAAUAUCGCGAUGCUAUGGCUGGCUGAAUGUCUGAAGGAUAACCGGACUCGAGCUUUCGUUGCGGAUCUGGUUGAAGCCUUGCGAGCGCGACUCGAUGCAUCGUCGGGUUCGGAUACUGAAGACUCGGACGCGAAUGAAAUACCGGUGUCAACAUCGCGUCCGUCGUGGGACAAGCCUGUGCAAACCGAUGCUAACUCUAAUGUGUCAUCUGUACCAACGUCCAUGGAACUGGAGAAGGCGUACGAGCUAAUUCGCAGUCAGUGUGAAACAGGCCCAGCGUCGGAAUGGGAUGAGCAGAUCCGUCUCGACGUCACUCGAACUUUUGGAGUUUCAGCACGUCGGCAGCACCGCAAAAGUCUUCAUUCGACGUCACGUACUGUGUACAACUCGGAUGGGGUUGCUAUCCCAGUGGAGAAAAGGCGAGCUGCUCUGCAGAAUGUACUUCGUGCUUGCGCUAGUGUGGACACCGAAGUAGGGUACUGUCAGGGCAUGGACCACGUCGCAGCGCUAGUACUAGCUGUGAGUGACUGGAACGAGGCACGUGCAUUCUGGCUACUCGUCAGUAUACUCGCAUCACCUCGAUUCGAACUCGAGAGGCUCUAUGGACCGGGACUUCCACAUCUCAGUCUUCGCUGCUUUCAGCUGGAUCGUCUUCUACGAAUGUAUCUGCGUCCGAUAUCCGAUCAUUUCCACACCAUCGACUUUCCCAUCAGCAUCGUCGCGACGGGGUGGUUUAUGACGCUCUUUACGAACAUGGAGGCGCUUUCGUAUGACGUGGUGGUACGGGUCUUUGAGGGGUUUAUACUCAAAGGCUGGAAACAGCUCUUCCAAACAGCUCUCGUCAUUCUGGAAGAGCUCCAGAGACCAAUACUUGCUAGCAACUUUGACGAAAUUCCUCGACUCUUCUAUGAUAUUCAAGAGUAUGCGCCUCGCCUUAUGGACGCGGACUACGUUAUUACGCAAUCAGCAAAGUACGAGGUAUCUGAUCGCCUUCUAAAGCGGCUGGUAAAGGAGUUCGAGCAAACUACGGAAGUACCAACAACGAAAUCAUUAGCAGUUCGAAGAAACGAUAAAGAACUCGCAGACCCGGGCAACAGCACUCAUCCUCCUCAGAAAACGAGAGAAUCACCACAAUCAUCUUACCCGCGACCCGAAGCACAACAAGAUCAGCAGGUGAUGUCCCCACUCAAGCGACGUAACAGUUCCAAGGCCCCUUCUUCCACAAGACAAGCCUCUCCGUCGCAAGUAUAACCUACUGUUGCUCAAACUGAUCUACAUGCUUCAGUGUGUUAAGAAUGAAAAAAUGGUACACUGACAGUGUUAUCCAC
Messenger RNA from Phytophthora nicotianae INRA-310, 2794 nucleotides. RefSeq lists its product as hypothetical. Lineage: Eukaryota; Oomycota; Peronosporomycetes; Peronosporales; Peronosporaceae. The transcript has 5 exons. The coding region runs from base 516 to 2717 and encodes 733 amino acids. Gene Ontology annotation, molecular function: metal ion binding. The record is from RefSeq and is a predicted model, not a curated record.